GUUGCCAUGAUUAUUAUUUUUUUCCCCCUGUUUCUAGUAAUGGCAACCUACACUUGCAUCACUUGCCGUGUGGCUUUCAAGGAUGCGGACAUUCAGCGUGCCCAUUACAAAACCGACUGGCAUAGAUAUAACCUGAAGCGUAAGGUUGCUGACAUGCCUCCUGUCACAGCUGAGAACUUUGAAGAGAGAGUCCUAGCGCAGAGAGCAGUGGCAGAGGAGCAGAACAAAAUCACUGCCACUUACUGCACAGUUUGCAGCAAGAGAUUCUCCACCUUCAAUACCUAUGAGAAUCACUUGAAGUCCAAGAAGCACUUAGAGUUGGAGAAGAAAGCUGUCCAAGCUGUCAGCAAGAAGGUGAAAAUACUAAAUGAAAAGAACCUGGAAAAGGGGCUGGCUCCAGAGAGUGUAAACAAAGAUGAAAUGAAUGCAGCUAUUCAGCAAGCCAUCAGAGCUCAGCCGUCUUCCUCUCCAAAGAAGAUGCCUUUGCCUCGUAGUGAUGCAAGUAGCUCUCCUGUUUCUAUGGUAAGUGCCAGCUUAUCACAGAGUAGAGAACGAUCGGAAAAACCUCCACGGCUACAGUGGUUUGAACAGCAAGCGAAGAAGCUGGCCAAACAACAGGCAGAGGAGGAAGAGGAUACGGAAGAAGACUGGGAAGAUAUGGAUUCUGAUGAAGAGAUUGGUUCUGAAGAAGAGAUGGAAAGUGUGGGAGGAGAAGAGGAGAGACAGGCAGAAGCUGAAAGCACUCCUGCUGCUGGGGCCAUACCAGUCACAGACUGCUUAUUCUGUCCCCACCAUUCCAGAUCUCUCACAAAAAAUGUGGCACAUAUGACAAAAGCUCAUAGUUUCUUCAUUCCAGAUAUAGAGUACCUUGUGGAUCUCAGAGGACUAAUCAAGUACCUGGGAGAGAAAGUUGGCAUUGGGAAAAUCUGCAUCUGGUGCAAUGAAAAAGGGAAAUCCUUCUACUCUACAGAAGCAGUACAGGCUCACAUGAAUGAUAAAAGCCACUGCAAACUCUUCACAGAUGGAGAUGCUGCCCUGGAAUUUGCAGACUUCUAUGAUUUUAGGAGCAGUUACCCCGAUCACAAGGAUGGGGAAGAUGUGGAGGUGCCUGGAGAGUGCCCAACAGAGAGAGAGUUGGAUUAUGAUGAUGACACCAUGGAGCUGAUCCUUCCUUCAGGUGCAAGAGUGGGUCAUCGUUCUUUAAUGAGAUACUACAAGCAACGAUUUGGUCUGUCAAGAGCAGUGACUGUAGCAAACCACAAGAAAACAGUGGGUCGGGUGUUGCAGCAGUACAGAGCUUUGGGCUGGACAAGUCAGACAGGGGCAGCCUAUGCUCAGCAGCGUGAUAUGCAGUACCUGCAGAGGAUGAAGUCGAAGUGGUUGCUCAAGACAGGAAUGAGUAACAAUGCUACAAAGCAGAUGCACUUCCGAGUGCAAGUGAGAUUCUGAGUUCCCAAGAGAGCUGCAUGCAGCUGUUUUCUGGAAAGAGGGAUUUAAUGGCUUCUGGCUUCAGGAUUCUGUUGCUAAAAUGGACUCGGUACUUAUCAAAUGGGAUGUGUACGCUGGUGUGCCUUCCUGUUUAUGGGAAGAGCAGGGAGCUUGUCUCUUCCGGUGAGAUGAAGGUUGGCUUAACUUAAAAAAUAAAAUAUCUUAAAUGAGAUAUGUGGCAAAGUAGUCCCAGCUGUUAACUGUGGGGCAGUUGACAUUGUCAUUUGUCUGAAUAUCUUCAUUUUCCAGUUCUGCAAAAUGCCAAGGGAAGAUCCUAGGCCUGGGAGGCUGAGAUGCAGUGUGUUGAAUGUUUUCACUGGUAGUACCAUAUGUAAGUUAGCUGGGUGUUUUGGACUAUCUAAUUGGCACUAAAGAGGUGAAAACUUGAGAUUGUGGGAUGGUUAAGUGGUAAUUGGUUGAAGAAAUGCACUGAUGAAAAAUAGAACUCCAGGAUUAAUACUGUCCUCAGAAUUUGACUGUACUUGCUUAAUGCUCCAUCUCAGGGCUGGAUUAAUAAUUUACAAUGAAGUUGUUUUAUAUUGAAUUUACUCAAUUUUUCUACCUAAAAUCUGCUCAAAAGUACCAUAACAUCUAGAUCAAUGUCAGUCAAAAUUUCAGAUCUUUUAAAGAUUUGCUGAUUAAAACUCUAAAUUUACUGUUGAUUUCA
This is a messenger RNA of Pezoporus flaviventris, 2155 nucleotides long. It is a transcript of the gene ZNF622, whose product is annotated as zinc finger protein 622. Gene Ontology annotation, molecular function: zinc ion binding; nucleic acid binding. Gene Ontology annotation, cellular component: preribosome, large subunit precursor. The transcript is spliced from 6 exons. The coding region runs from base 7 to 1449 and encodes 480 amino acids. NCBI's taxonomy places the organism in Eukaryota, Metazoa, Chordata, Aves, Psittaciformes, Psittacidae. The record is from RefSeq and is a predicted model, not a curated record. Gene Ontology annotation, biological process: ribosomal large subunit biogenesis.